UCAGUUCCAAGCAGUGCCUAGAGAGGUAACAUCUUGCCUAUUUGAGAUGCGGAGCGUCCUCCAUUCGCCUCAGGAACCGCAGGAGAUGUGUAGACGAUGGAAACUGCAUCAGUGCGUUCUUUCAUAAGGAGGAACCGCAUGUAGGCUACUUUGAUAAGCUUACAAGGCAAUUGUCUUUUUGACCCCCUUUUGUUGGUUCGUUUCAUUCACCUUAGAGAGCCGCUCUGCGGAUACAGACGUGAACAGUUCUAUAGCGUCCAAGUCACCAGCUGGAUGACAGAGCACUGCCACUGAGAGGAGUUGAUGAUGGUCUUCGGAUACAGCUCGUAAACGGAAUCGAUGGGCAGUUGGAGCAUUUUAGAGCCAUGGAACCGUUACCAUGAUAACACUGCAGUUUGGGAUCCGCGGCAAAUUUCCAAGGUUUUAGGGAAAGCAAAAACAGUAUUGACUGAAAAUUGCUGAAAAAUAAUUAGACCGUGUAUAUACGAUAUAUCGGAGUCGUUUCAAACUUCAGGGCCAAGAGACAUAUCUCUUCAGAGGUAGCUAUUUUUCACUUGACUCAUUAAUCAACCACAGACUGCUUGGAUUUAGGCACUGCUGCUUACGAGCUGUGGAACAUAGAUGAUGCACGUUUUAUCACAUAAGGCUCGCAUUUAGGGCGAAAUAGCCUGCGCUCUCUAAUAUAGGCUACAUUACAUGCUGAACACACGCCCGUGGAUUCCAGUUGUUCGGGAUAACUAAACUGGAUUUUCCCCCAUCGGAAUACCAGUUGAGAAGAGGCAAUGCUGGGAGCCCCGUGAUUUUUUUUUCUGUCCAUGGGGAAAAAAGAAUUCGACGGUGCCGAUUGAACUUGGGCGAAAAUGCUGCUCUGACUUGCUUGGGAUUUUUAAAUUCUUGAAUAUUUUGAAUAUUUUUGUAUUUCUGUUUUUAUUCAUAGACCUGUUCCAUCACCCUAAACGCGGUAGCCUACCCCACAAAACACCUAAUCGUAGGCUACAUGGAUUAGGGUACAACGUGUCGAAUGUCGAAGCUCCUGUGGAUUUUUUUAUUUUAUUUUUCAGCCCCUUACGUUUCAGCGUUUUAUAAAUGAACCUUGAGAAUUUAAACCAAGAGGAGGAACUGAAAGGAAUGUUAAGCAGCUGUGACCAUCACUGGGAACAACCAUGUACCGUAGACCGUCUAAUUCCAGAGAUUUGGAGAGCGAGGAACAGCAGCUGAUAAAUUAUGAAUGUUGAACAAGAUGACCUCUUACCAUUGGAACCAGAUGAUGAGAGGUCCUAGAUGGAAAGGAGCCGUGUCUGACCCACUCUUCGUGCUGCUGCUGUUUUUGCAGCUGUUGGUGGUGGCUGGGUUGGUCAGAGCCCAGACGUGUCCGUCGGUGUGCUCCUGCAGCAACCAGUUCAGCAAGGUCAUCUGCACGCGCCGAGGACUGCGCGACGUGCCCGAUGGCGUAUCCACAAACACGCGUUACCUGAACCUCCAGGACAAUCUCAUCCAGGUCAUCAAGGUGGACAGUUUCAAGCACUUGCGCCACCUCGAGGUCCUGCAGCUCAGCAAGAACCACAUCCGGAGCAUCGAGAUCGGGGCGUUCAAUGGACUCGCCAGUCUCAACACGCUGGAGCUUUUCGACAAUCGCCUUACUACCAUUCCCAAUGCAGCCUUCGAGUACCUGUCCAAGCUGAAGGAGCUGUGGCUGAGGAACAACCCCAUUGAGAGCAUCCAUGCCUACGCCUUCAACCGCCUCCCGUCCCUGCAGCGGCUCGACCUGGGCGAGCUCAAGCGGCUCUCCUACGUCUCCCAGGCGGCGUUCAAAGGCUUGAGCAAUCUGCGCUAUCUCAACCUGGGCAUGUGUAACCUCAAGGAGAUCCCCAACACCGUGCCCCUAGAGAGGCUGGAGGAGCUGGAGCUCUCGGGCAACCAGCUCUCGGUGCUGCAGCCCGGCUCCUUCCGGGGGCUCGCCAACCUCAAGCGGCUGUGGAUGAUGCACGCGCAAAUCCAGACCAUCGAGAGGAACUCCUUCGACGACCUGCAGUCGCUGAUCGAGCUCAACCUGGCCCACAAUAACCUCACCCUCCUCCCACACGAGCUCUUCAAUCCCCUGCAGCGCUUAGAGAGGGUGCACUUACACCACAAUCCUUGGAAUUGCAACUGCGACAUACUAUGGCUUAGCUGGUGGCUGAAGGAGGUGGCUCCAGCUAAUGUUAGCUGCUGCGCCCGCUGCUACUCACCGGUCAACUACAGGGGACGAUACAUCGGAGACCUUGACCAGAGCUAUUUUCAGUGUCAUGCUCCUAUCAUAGCAGAGCCACCCACAGACCUUAACGUUACAGAGGGGAUGUCUGCAGAACUCAGAUGUGGAACAAACACAUGGACCUCAAUCACCUGGCAGACGCCAAAUGGCUCUAUGAUAAAUAUUGGUGCUGUCCUCUCGAGAAUCUCCAUUCUCAAUGACGGGACGCUGGUCUUUUCCAAUGUUUCAAUGGGGGACAUAGGGAGGUAUACGUGCAUAGUUGUCAACAUGGCAGGCAACACGUCUGUGUCAGCUUUUCUAAACGUGACGUCUAUAGAGAACAGUGGCGUCACCUACUUCACCACGGUCACUGUCGAAACAAUCGAGUCAAUUGAAGAGGGCAGGACCCCCGUCCAGCCGGCCAACAGCUGGGCGUCGUCCUCCACAACCAGGGGGACUCCAGUCGCCACGGAGAGAGCCUACACGAUCCCUGUGACAGACAUCGACGCGGAGAGUGUCGAUGGUCUGGACGAGGUCAUGAAGACUACCAAGAUCAUUAUUGGCUGCUUUGUAGCGAUCACACUCAUGGCUGCUGUCAUGCUCAUUAUCUUCUAUAAGAUGCGAAAGCAGCAUCACCUGCAGGAUCCCGACGGCCCCACUCAGACCAUAGAGAUCAUAAACGUGGACGAGGAGCUAACAGGGAUUCCCUCCCUAGAGAACCAUCUGACUCUGCCCCACCUGGGGCAUGACCACUACAAUCAUUACAAUUCCUAUAAGACUCCUUAUAACCACGGCCCCACAAUCAGUUCCUUGCAUACUUCAGCGCAUGAACCUUUACUAAUCCAAGCCAGCUCAAAAGACAAUGUUCAAGAGACGCAAAUCUAGUCUGUCUGAGUUGGAAAUAAUGGGUUGGCAUUGGACUAUGUGUGUUUGGAAGAGGUAGUGGAAUCGAAUGAAAAAAAGAAUUUAGUGUCUCACUAAAUUUGUAGAAAAUUGGUGGUUUCAUUUAGAUGUCAAGGUGUGGUCCGUCUUUAAUGGAUUACAUGAAUGUCAUUUCAGAGGUGAGAUUAGGAUCAUAAAAUGUAGGAAUAAUUCAACCAAUGGACAGAAUCCUUCAGUGUAAAACAACAGGUGGACUUGUCGAGGGAGAGAGACAACAUUUAUCAAUGUCAUUGAGAAGAUGUAUGUACUCUUUAAACAAGUGUCUUUACAAAACAAAAGUUAUUUAUUUAAAAUAUAUGUAGUGGCUGAGUCAAGGAAGAAAAAGAACAUUUUUCAAUCAGCACUUAUCGUUUUCUUUUAUGUUUCUUUGGGGAAAAAAUGGUUUACCUAAUAUGUGUGCACAUUAGUGUUCAGCAAUGUAACUUUUUGGAAAUCCAAAAUCAUUACAUCUGAAAACACACACGCUUUUCAAGAUAGUUGAAACACUGACGCUGCUAUUUUCAUAUAGAAAAAAAUGCUGCAUCUCUGAAAAAAAUGCUACAAAUUCGAUAACUUAAUUCAACAAUAUAACCAGGCUAUCACAAUCCCUUAUUCCCUACAAAUAUUUAUUUUCAGUAAAGAGCUAUAAUUGAAGUUUUAUACAGUACCUGAGUCAUGUCCAUCUGAUGGCUGAAUGUGAAGACUAGCUCUUAUCUUCUGGCCUCCUAUACCAUGACUGUGGGUUGUAUAAGGAGAAGACAUAACUACCUACUGAAUCACUUUAAAUACCAGCUGCUGUACAUGCCAUAUGGAGAAAGUGAAUGCCAACAUUAAACAUGUGCAUUUAUGUGAUAAAACAUAUUCAGAACUUACAUAUCAACGUUUCACUCUCAAUCUGUUUUUGUUGCAAGCAUUCAAUUACAUUCACAGUUUUCAUAGUUCAUGCCCUCCUGAUAUUCCAGUUAUGUACCCUUGGAUGUUUUUUCUUACCGUAAAAGCCCAGAAUGGGAUAAAAGCCAGGCUCUAAAAUUGAAAUGCAUCACUCUCUAUCAAAGCUACUGUAAGAAAAUAAGUGAAUGUGGGAUGGUCAAGAAUUCAAAUUAGCUGCACAUUGUCUGUCUAUACCAGAGCAAAACCAACCCAGGCAUCUAAAGAAACAGGACAUAUAAAACACGUAUAUAUAGUCAGCCCGCUGUCUACUUCUCAUGUCAGAUAUGUGGAGAUAGUGUGAUGAAGGUCCAAUGCUAGAUUGUCUUAAAUAGCAAUGCAAUGACUUUUUGCAGUCAAAGCUUUUCCAAUAUAAUUUUGAAAAGUGAGAACUCUAUUCUGUGCAGGAAGGGUGGCAGACCAUUAUUUAAAAAAAAAAAAAACAUCUGUCAGUCUAGAUGUAGCCACAGCUAACAGUCACUACAAUUUGGCCCUUUGCCCCAUUGGAGGACUUCAAGUUAAACACCCUCAAUAAUUCAUAUUUAACACUUUGGCCCAGGGGGCCGUGUCGAUGCUGCUCUGUGAAAAUGACUUACCUUUGGUGGGAGAGAUCCACAUAAGACUUUUGAAAGGCUUUGAUCCUUUUGUUUUGUAUACAAUUAUUACACAAUGCACAUCGUUGGCUUGAAAAAGAUCAAGGAGGCUACUGUGUACGUAUGAAGCAAUAAUGUAAAAAGUGUUAUUUCAUGAGGGAAAAACUAAAAUCAGUUAAUUUUUGUUAUAAAUUAUUUAUAUGUAUUAUUUAUUUUAAACAUAUGUAAAUGGUACCCCACAGAAUAAAAAAAAUGGUGUUGAGAGCGCUCUAUAAUAGAGGUGGAUAAGUAGUAGCCUACCUGUUUCUUUCUUUGAGGAUAGAGGUGAAUAAUGUAGAACUCCUUUAAGUUCUCCAAAUCAAAUGCAGUUGAUGAGGUCAAGGGGGACCCAUUUAUACACCAAACUGUCAGAGGUCCCUUUCAAGCCAGAGUGAAAUAACUUCUGACAUAAAAAAUAAAAUGUUAGGGUAACCAUGGAAACUAAACCAUCAUGGCUGGCAGACCUGUUCUAAAACAUUUCACUGAAAGGCUAUUGAAGAAUAUUGAACAAAUAAACUAAUCUUUCAAGAAGAGUAUUUGGCCAUGGUACUUAGUUAUGUAUAAUUAGAUUUAUUUAGAUUUAAUCUUAUAUCAUUAUUCUUUUUAACCUGGGUUAAGUCUUCAUGUUGUGUUUCUAACCACUUCUCCACUGUCCUACAUCCCCUUGUCUUAUGUUAACCCCAGCCUAAAGUGUUAACCUGCUCUGUUAUGUAUUUGUCCUCCUGAACAUCCAACUGAAGAUAUCUAAAUAGUUUUUAUAAUUCCCUUGUUACCAAACAUGAUAAUUGCAAACAAAAAUACAAACAUCAUUACCAGUACCAAUAAAAGUGUAUUUCUCUCACACUUGGCCAAGAGGUCUGUAGCUCAAAUGUAAACCAUUGUUUCCCUUUUUCUCUUUUUGUUUUUAUUUUGUUUGUAAAAUAGGGUAUGGGAAGAAAAAAAAAGAAAAAAAAUAAUUGUUUCCUUUGGUAGUGUACAAUACUGUAGGGUUGGGUGGGUGUGGUUGUUUCCAUUUCUUUGACUUAAAAUACUUUGAAUGAUUUGAGUACUGGAAUCCUUGUUGUGUGUGUCGUUCUGAAGUACAUGCUCCAGUAACACCUCAGCCCGUCCUGUUCAACCUUAUAACUCACGGCUGUCAAUCCAAAAAACACUGGACUGCAAAAUUUAUAGGAUGAAUUGAAAGUGGGGCGAUUCAAGGCUGACUGGCUAAACUGGCUUUUUAAGACAAUGUACUUAACUUGACAGCUCAUAAAAUAACAUUGCUAUAUCCAUGUGCUUUACUGUCACCCUAUGAAUAAUUGAGUCACCAGAUUGUUAAAAAGCUCAGACCGUGUCUUCUCAAGGCGAGAGCUAUCGGAGGAACAAUGUACAUUCCAUUAGGCUGCACAUGUAUGUCUGUUUUCAUGUGGUAAUUACUUCAGCGUCGACUGCUGGUUCUGCUGCAACUGGUAGCAUGGCCCUGAAUGCCUUCACAGUUGCAGCGGUAACAUGGCCGGAACACUGGUGUAGUUAUUUGCGAUCACAUGCGUGUAUACAUGCUACCUAAUGACGAGUGCAAUUCAUCAUUGCAUCCUCUUUUCUCAUUUCUUCUUUUUUUCUGAAGGACAAGAGAUUUCUUUAGUGGUGGACUUUCAUGGAGUCCUUUUCACACCAAAUCUUUUUCCAAGUCAGUUUUGCUGUCUCAUGUGUAGACCAUUGAAUAACAAUAAGGUCACUGCUGUGAAGUCGUUUCCUUACAUUUCCAAAAAAAGUCAUUUAUUAAUUCAAGAGAUUGUACUGAACUUCAUACCCAAAUAAAAAAAAUAAAAUGUGUCUUUUUACAA
Molecule: messenger RNA, 6533 nt
Organism: Alosa alosa (allis shad)
Lineage: Eukaryota; Metazoa; Chordata; Actinopteri; Clupeiformes; Clupeidae
Gene: lrrc4cb
Product: leucine rich repeat containing 4C, genome duplicate b
Exons: 3
Coding region: 1229-3115 (628 amino acids)
Biological process (GO): modulation of chemical synaptic transmission; synaptic membrane adhesion; regulation of axonogenesis
Cellular component (GO): glutamatergic synapse; plasma membrane; postsynaptic density membrane
Molecular function (GO): cell-cell adhesion mediator activity
Source: RefSeq, a predicted model, not a curated record